AUGAUGCCAUCUAGGGCUCGGAUGGGUUCUGGGAAGCAUGUCCGGUUACCGGGCUGGUCUCUAGAUACCAAUGGCUGGAAUGAGGGGCUCUACCCUUCCAUUAAUCGCAGAAGGGGCAAGGGGAAUAUCCUUGCACAUCUGACCAGUGACAGUCCUGCUUUGGUAGGAUCAAAUAUUACAUUUACUGCAAGACUUGAAUUUCCUAAAUGCCAGAAGGAAGAUGAAAACGGAGACCUAGUGUAUGAGAAACAUUGCAAAGAUGCAGAUGCUUCGGUUCGCCCAGGUGAGUACGUGUACAACUGGACUUCCUGGAUUGAUGAUUAUGGCUUUGGAAACUGCACUGACAAGUCAAACUGCAACGUGUUUCCAGAUGGGAAGCCCUUUCCGCAGCACUCGGACUGGAGGAGAAACAACUAUGUUUAUGUGUGGCAUACCAUGGGUCAGUACUACCAGAAGAAUGAUCGCUCCGUUUCAAGUAUCUCUCUCAACACAACCAAUAUAACCCUUGGUCAACAGCUUAUGGAGUUGUCUGUUUAUCGCAAGAGUAAUCGCAGAAAGUAUAGUCCUGCAACAACUGCAAGUGGCAUCUAUUUUGUUACAGAUCAGAUUCCUUUCAUAGUCACCAUCUCCCAGAAAAAUGCCCAAAACACCUCUGACAAGGUCUUCAUCAAGGACUCUGACAUAGUUUUUAAUGUCAAAAUCCACGACCCCAGCAACUACUUGAAGGCGGAAGUGUCCUACAAAUGGGAUUUCGGUGAUGGCAGCAAACUUAUUACUCCCAGCUCAGUCGCUACCCAUGCCUACAACCAGCUGGUGAACUACACUGUGAAACUUAACGUUGAAGCAAUCUUCGAAUUGCCCUGUGGACCUGCUACCCCAACCCCCGUGUCUCUGACAUCCAUUGCAUCGGAUCCAAUGACCGCCAUGCCUUCAACUGUUCCUUCAUCCACCAAGAGUUCGGAAACCACAAGUCAGGAGACUACUGCUGUUGCAACGUCCUCUCCUAUGGAAGAUUCUACCACCACAGUCGCCCAGACAACUGUGCCCCCUACCACUGAUGCUGUCACCCAGACAACUGUGCCUCCUACCACUGAUGCCGACGCCCAGACAACUGCAGCCCCUACCACCAGUGCAGCCUCGACUGCCGUGACUUUCAACAGCUCCACAUCCACUGCUGCUUUCACCACUGAACCACGCCUGCUCCAGAGGCGACGUCGGCAUCCAGAAUGCAAGCUCUACAGAUAUGGAAGCUUCAUAGCAAACCUCCACAUUGUAGCUGGGAAUGUUGCAGAGGAGAGUGUCAGAAGUACCGACGUUGUUCAGGUUUCUACUACAUUGGUAACAGACGUCACUGUGGAUUUUUUGGUGAAAUGCAGUGGCAGUAUCCCCACAUCUGCUUGCACCAUAAUAUUGGACUCUACAUGCAAGGUAACAAAGAACAUAAUUUGUGAGCAAGUCCCUGCUGCUGACCAGUGCCAGCUGACUCUACAGAGGGCCUUCAAUCAGUCUGGGAUAUUCUGUGUGAAUAUUACCCUGAGUGACUCUGCCAGUCUAGCCCUAGCCAGUACACUUGUGACUAUUGGACAAGAGUCUACAUACACUGUGGCCAAAGAGGCUUCACUCAUAGCUGGUGCUGUCCUGGUGGUUCUUAUUGCAGUAGCAGCUCUUGUUCUCUACAAACGCUACAAGGUAUACAAGCCUGUGAACAGACAUCCAGGGGAGGGCAGCGUUGAAGGCAUUACAAUCUACUUCCAUCAGCUGAAGAUGGCCCUGUUCCCUGGGAAUGAGGAGAGGAACCCACUGUUGCAUGGCAAAACUGCAGUGUUAUAGGACUAGUGUCUGCCUUACCUGUUUACGGAUUUUGCUACUAUUGCGAUUUUGAUGUGUCUUUUAUCCAUACUUGAUGAAUUCUUAAUUGAUAUUAAAGUCUUUAAGCGACAGUCAAAUGCUCUUGUACUGUAACAUGUUUAUAGUGUGUAAAAUGCAGUGUCCUUAACUCUUUAAACUGUCAAAUUGAUUUAAAUGUAGCUCAUGAAACAUUAGCCAGAUUCUGCUCCUUUUUAUUGGUCGGCAAUAUGUUUAAAUGUUAGUUACAACUGGAGCGAUGAGUGUAUAUUUGUUGCUUGAGAUCCCAUUUUUUAUAUCUCUAUCAAUAAAAUUAAAGUUUCCAUGUAAAAUAUUUUGAAGACAUUUGAUUUUAGUGUAAUGGGAACUCUAGAUUUUACCCAAUCACCUGCUGGACUUGCUUUCCUCACUUUG
Molecule: messenger RNA, 2259 nt
Organism: Polyodon spathula (Mississippi paddlefish)
Lineage: Eukaryota; Metazoa; Chordata; Actinopteri; Acipenseriformes; Polyodontidae
Product: protein QNR-71-like
Exons: 11
Coding region: 1-1830 (609 amino acids)
Biological process (GO): cell adhesion
Molecular function (GO): integrin binding
Source: RefSeq, a predicted model, not a curated record